This is a messenger RNA of Nicrophorus vespilloides, 988 nucleotides long. RefSeq lists its product as uncharacterized. The transcript has 7 exons. Gene Ontology annotation, cellular component: membrane. The record is from RefSeq and is a predicted model, not a curated record. Gene Ontology annotation, molecular function: phosphatidylinositol bisphosphate binding. NCBI's taxonomy places the organism in Eukaryota, Metazoa, Arthropoda, Insecta, Coleoptera, Silphidae. Bases 56 to 982 code for a protein of 308 amino acids.
CUUUUAUUCUAUUUUCUCGCAUUUAUAGAUAUACUAUCGAAGAACGUAGAUCAAGAUGCCAGUUGAUUUGGAAUGUAAAUCAUCAAUCUUCUACUACACAGAUGAUGACGUGCAUAAAGUAUUAGCAAACUAUGGGAAGGAAUUGAAGGAUUUAGAAGAUGAUAUGAAAUCAGUCAAAUAUUGGUUUAAAAUACAACCACAUAUUCCAGUUGCACCGAGUGAUAAAUUAAUAGUUUUCUAUCUGUUAAUGAAUAAGUUUUCUAUUGAGAAAACUAAAACCAGAUUAGAAAUGAACUAUUCAAUUCGUAGUGUAAUGCCUGAGUACUACUGUUACAAUCCGUUACAUCAAAAAAUGCGAGAAUCCCAUAAAUAUCUGAAGUUUAUGGUAGUACCAAAUUUAACCAAAGAUUUACGGAGGAUUGUUUUAUUUAAAUAUGAAAGUGAACCUUUUUUGGAUAUAAGCCUUAUGAUUUCACGCAUGAUUAUGGGCUUAGAACUCCUGGCAAUGUACGAUUUUAACAUUGGAGAUGAAUAUAUUUCUGAUUGUAGUAAUGUGAAUCUUUCACUAAUUACUAAAAUUAAACUCACAGAUAUUAAGAAAUUUGUUGCGCUAUUAAAUAAAGUAUAUACAAACAGAUUUUUUGUUAUACAUACAGUUAAUUUGCCACCUGCUGCAGAAGCACUCUUCAACGUUUUUAAAUUUUGCCUGAAACCUAAACUACGUGACAGGCUGCUCCUUCAUAACAGCACUGAGGCAUUGAAACAAUAUUACAGCUUGGACAUAUUGCCAAAAGAUUAUGGUGGAAAUGCCAAAAGCAUUGAUGAAUCUGCAAGUGAUUUUCAAUCAUUUUUCGAAAGUCAUGAUGAAUAUUUUUCGAAAUGGAUGAAAAUUCGUGUUAAUGAAAAAUUGAGACCAGAGCCGCUUGUAAAUGAUGAAAUUCUUGGUUUUCAUGGAAAUUUCAAAAAGCUUGAUGUUGAUUAAAGAAAA